Aureobasidium musti is the source of this 450-nucleotide messenger RNA. Lineage: Eukaryota; Fungi; Ascomycota; Dothideomycetes; Dothideales; Saccotheciaceae. The record is from the annotation of a GenBank genome assembly.
AUGACGAGCCUUCGCAAGUCCAAGAAUGCUCGUCGCGUGGCCCGCCUGCAAGCCACCGCCGCCGCCACCACCACCACCACCAACAAAGCCACUAUGGCUAAUCAGCAACUUCUGCCUGCCUUCGUGGCACCCUCUCGUCUGCCUGCCUAUGUGACACCGUCGCCCCUGCCUGGGUGGUUGGCACCCUCUUCAUUGCCUGUGCCCGUGCCCUCGCCGCGUGGCCUGGCACUUGCCUGGGAUCCGUUCGUUCAUAGCGAACAGCCUUUGUCUUUGGGGUCGGUGGAGGAGGCCAUCGGCAACCUGGGUCCUGCUGCUACCUCUGACAAGCAGGCCCAAAAGGCCACAACUCUCUCGGCGCCGGUGAAUUUUGGCAGCCUACCGCUGGCGGAGGCAAGAAGGCCAAUGAGGAGGAAGAGAUGGGUGAUGAGGAUGUGGUGUUGUAAGGAGUAG